Molecule: messenger RNA, 2220 nt
Organism: Gaeumannomyces tritici R3-111a-1
Lineage: Eukaryota; Fungi; Ascomycota; Sordariomycetes; Magnaporthales; Magnaporthaceae
Exons: 2
Coding region: 44-1507 (487 amino acids)
Biological process (GO): regulation of DNA-templated transcription
Molecular function (GO): DNA-binding transcription factor activity, RNA polymerase II-specific; zinc ion binding
Source: RefSeq, a predicted model, not a curated record
CCACAGGCCACCGCCAUUCCAGCCACAGCCGGCGAGCCAUCACAUGAUGCCUCAUCACCACCACCCCUAUUCUCCACACCAUACCCCUCGCCAUGAACUAGGCCCGGCACCGAGCAUGGUGGGGCCUCCGGCACCCUACUCGAUGCCUCCGCGUCCCCCGACGCAGGAAGGGCAACCGUACACCUCCCCAAAGACGCAAAGAAAGACCAAGGGCCAUGUGGCGUCGGCGUGUGUGCCUUGCAAGAAGGCACACCUCCGAUGUGACGCCCAGAGACCUUGCUCUAGGUGCACAAGUAAUGGCAAGGAGGACUCGUGUAUAGAUGUUCAACACAAGAAGCGUGGGCGACCACGACUUCGGGACGAUAGGGAACUGCGCUAUGACGUACCGGGCAGGGCAGGGCAGCCGCAGGAGGGCGGCCUGAGAAGGCCAAUCUCGCUCUUCUCGCAGCCGCCUUCGAUGGGGAUCCCCAGUUACGACGACUCGCUCCGCAGAUCUCAGUCAUAUCGGGUCCUCAAGUCCCAACCUUCCGAGGGCAUCGCGUCGAGGUUCCUGGAGCGCGGGUCGGCUGCCAACGCCAACAUUUACCCGGCACCUCUGUCCAUUGCCACAAGGCCGCCCGAGGCAGCCGCGUUCCUGACGAUAGACUUUACCAUCGCCAAGACGUCGGCCACGUUUUCGGAAGCACUUGGUCGCCAGGCAAAGGGCAUGAGGCUCGCCGAAGUGGUGGCUCCCGGCGACCAGGAUCGUGUGACGAACCUCCAGAACAUAAUGCACGAGGAGCAGACGAGAAAGGAGCCCAACUACUUGCCACCAAUAUUCGGCAAGGAGGAGGAGGAGAGGGUGAUUUUCGGGCUCGGGUUCAGCCAGGAGGAGAUGUCGAGAUUCAGCUUGGACAGGUUGGAAUACCUGUCCUUCUCGGGACCCGACGGGCUACCGAGGCCAUUCCCCGUCCGCGUGGGUCUCGCAAAGCAGGAUUCGAUAUACUUUGUCGUGCUCCAGCUCGCCCUGGCCCCGCGGCCGCAUGGACACCUGACGCCGUCGCCGCACUCGAGGGAUCCGCGAGACGCGCCGUACCCGUACCAGGCCGCCCCUCAGCUCUAUGCGCCUCAGCCAACGCCCGUGUCGGCAACGUUCGACCCGGGGAGGCCGAGGCUAGGCAGCGACGCCAGCGCCUACGGCAUGAGGCAGCAGGGGCCGCAGCAGGGGCCACAGCAGGUGAUGCCGGGUCUCAGCCCCGGCCUGCCGUCGGCCUACGCCGCCUCGCCCAGCCGGCCGGAAUAUUCCCCCAGCUCGGCGUACCAGAUUCCCCGAAGCGAGCUGCAGACGUCGAGCAGACCCGCUCCUCCGCCGCAGCAGCCGUACCAGCUGCCUCCGAUCCGAAGUCAGCAGCCUCAGGGGUUGGGGCCCGCGGCAGAAUCGCCAUCGUCGUGGUCGCGGGACGAGCGGAGGGUGGACAUUGGCGGCCUGAUCGACAAGCCGGAUCUUUUCGCCAAGAAGCCACAAUGACGAGAAAACGCCAGCAGCAGUUGGGCGCGUCGCUAGUCAAGGCAACGUGACCGGAGUUGAUGGGUGAUGGUUGUACUCGCUCUCACCUGCUUCCCGACUAGCAGCCUCUCGAGUCGAGUCGUGACACAACCGACUUGUUGACCAUUUCCCACCCUUUUUUUUCCAUCUCUUUUCCUUAUUCUCUUUUUCCUUUGUUUUCCAAUCCGGUGGCCGAUACCCUUGCAAUCAUGAUGUUGAUACCACUGUGCGUGCGUGCGACGCAACCAGGUCUCUGUUUGUGAGCAAGCGUCGUUGAUGACUUAACCCGCCCCUGGACAUGCGGUGUCCCCGUCCAUAAUCUCCGCCUUCGCACAACGGGCGCCCAGACUCUUGCGGUGUCGUUCGGGGGAGCGCCUUGGUUGCUUUCCUCGCAUGCCCGAGAAGAAGGCCCCGUUUUCCCUUCGAUCUUUUUUUCUUCUUUCUUCUCUCUCGCAGGAUCGGGCCGAUCAAACACGGCACUUAAAGUCUUUUUGUUGUAAUGCUGCCUGUAAUAUAUUUGGUAAUGCUGGAGGCGGAGCCGGCUUAUUUGGCUGGAUCCGGAUAAGUAUUGGGAGGGGAGUAUUCAUAAUGGGGGGAAAUGCAGGAGAACUUGUUAUUGUUCAGACACGGCGGCGGGUAAUGCUCUGCUUUUUUGUUUGAGGAUAGCCCAUUGCGAAUUGCACCUGGUUGUUCCU